AUGUCAGUCUAUGAAGGAAAAUCGAAGGAUAAAAGUGAUGUUUCAGUUCUGGGACUUGGCGGAUCAGUUGUGUUGAAUAUGAUUUCUUUUCUGCGGACUCCUGAACUUCCCAAAAUCCAUUUUGGUAACUUUUUCACGAGCUUUCGUUUGAUGAAAGAGCUCUCAGAAAUGAGAGUAAGGGCAACUGGAAUUGCCCCCAUGAACCAAGUGAAUAACUGCCCAAUAGAAUCUGAGAACAGCAUGAAGAAGAAACUAAGGGGAACCUAUAACUACAGAUUUGAGAAGAAUACAGAGAUAAUGGCAGUAGUGUGGAAGGAUAACAAUUGUGUAAUGCUCUUGUCAAACCUUGAGACAGUGCAUCCAGUAAGCCAAGUAAAGAGAUGGAGCAAAGCUGAGAACAAAGAAGUGCAAGUUCCACAGCAAAGAAUGAUUUCAGAAUGUAACAAUCAUAUUGGAGGUGUGGACAAACUGCACUGGAAUCUGCAGAAAUCUCGUGUGAGAAUUCGAGGGAAGAAAUGGUACCUCCCAUUGUUCACCAAUAUAUUAGAUGUAGCGUUGAUCAGCGAGCACAUCAUCUACUGCCUCUCGAAUGAAAAUAUUCCACUGCUUCAAAUCCGGAUGAUGGUGACAAGGGAAUAUUUUGUUCAAUCAUCUGCUGCUUCUGAUCCAAAAAGGGCAGGACGUCCAUCAUACCCAAAAUCUACCUUUCACAUGUUCCAAUUGAACUCGGGACUUAUGGAAACGGACAUAUGA
This is a messenger RNA of Schistocerca piceifrons (Central American locust), 753 nucleotides long. Its product is annotated as piggyBac transposable element-derived protein 3-like. Bases 1 to 753 code for a protein of 250 amino acids. NCBI's taxonomy places the organism in Eukaryota, Metazoa, Arthropoda, Insecta, Orthoptera, Acrididae. The record is from RefSeq and is a predicted model, not a curated record. The transcript has a single exon.